AACUACAUCUCCCAUGGACCUGCAGGAAGCCCCCUCCUCCUCCUGCUUGUCAGGACCAGGAGAUCAGCAGUUCCCAGCCACUGACUUGUAAAGACAAGGAGAAAGGAGGAGAUCUAAACACAGCUGCCUGGCACCAUCAGGAGGGAGGGUGAGAGAGACCCAGGCAUGCACUCAAUCCAUCCAUGAUGAGGGAGGUGGCAGUGGGAGACACUGGGGCCUGGAACAUGACAGCAUCCAGCUUGGACCUCCUCCCUGCAGACCUCUAGAUCAGAGCAUCCUUAUCUCCCCUGGGGGAGGAAGGAGACACCCAGGAUCUGUGUGAGAUACACUGAACUGGCAUGGGAAAGAAUUGGGAUUGACACAGGUCCCAAAGAAGAGGUGUCUCCCCUGGGGCUCCUCAGUGAGAGGAGGAGGAGCAGGUUGGCAAGAUGGAGCUUGGAGCCCGUGCCAGUGCAAGCAGCAUUUUUCUAGUGCUGCUCCCCUGGUUGCUGUCAAUUGCUGGGCAGGUGGCCAUCAGGGUACCUCUGAAGAAUGGAGCAGGUCCUAAUGGAGCCCAGGGCAGCAGAGUCAGGAGAUCAACAGAAGAGUCUGGACAGGACAGAAACUUCCUGAACAUGAGAGAUAACCUGAGGGGGAAGUCUGGCCAGGGAUAUUAUGUUGAAAUGAGGGUGGGUACCCCUCCUCAGAAGCUCAAUAUCUUGGUAGACACUGGUAGCAGUAACUUUGCAGUUGGCGCUGCCCCUCACCCUUUCCUAAAGCGAUAUUACCAUCGACAAAGGUCCCGAACAUAUCGAGAUGUCCGAAAAGGGGUGUAUGUUCCUUACACUCAGGGAAAGUGGGAAGGGGAAUUGGGCACAGAUUUGGUGACUAUCCCACAUGGCCCAAAUGUCACAGUCGUGGCGAAUAUUGCGGCUAUCACUGACUCUGACAAAUUCUUCAUCAACGGGUCCAACUGGGAGGGGAUCCUGGGACUGGCGUACUCAGAGAUUGCAAGACCUGAUGACUCGCUAGAACCGUUCUUCGAUUCACUUGUAAAGCAGACUAGAGUCCACAACAUCUUCUCACUGCAGUUGUGUGGAGCGGGGUUUCCCAUAAAUGACAGCAACAUGACUGCCUCUGUCGGGGGUAGCAUGGUUAUCGGUGGGAUUGACAGCUCUCUGUACACGGGCAGUAUCUGGUACACGCCAAUCAGAAAGGAGUGGUACUAUGAGGUCAUCAUUGUAAAAAUUGAGAUCAAUGGACAGGACCUUAGCCUUGACUGUAAGGAGUAUAAUUAUGAUAAGAGCAUUGUUGACAGUGGCACGACCAACCUCCGCCUGCCGAAGAGAGUGUUUGAAGCUGCUGUGAAAUCAAUUAAAGCCGCAUCGUCGACAGAGAAAUUUCCAGAUGGGUUCUGGCUGGGAGAGCAGUUGGUUUGCUGGCAAGAGGGCACAACCCCAUGGCAUAUAUUUCCUUUCAUCUCCCUUUAUCUAAUGGGCGAGACCAACAACCAGUCUUUCAGGAUCACCAUCCUACCACAGCAAUACUUGCGUCCCGUGGAGGACAUCGCAACAUCUCAAGAUGACUGCUACAAAUUUGCAAUAUCACAAUCCUCUACGGGCACAGUUAUGGGAGCCGUUAUCAUGGAGGGAUUCUAUGUUGUCUUCGACCGCGCUCAUAGACGGAUUGGGUUUGCAGUCAGCACUUGUCAUGUGCAAGAUGAUUUCCGUGCCCCGUCUGUGGAUGGCCCAUUUUACACUCUAGAUCCAGAGGACUGCGGUUACAAUACCCCACAGUUGGAUGAGUCUGCUCUUAUGACCACAGCGUACGUAAUGGCAGGAGUCUGUGCCCUCUUCAUGCUACCCCUCUGCCUCAUGCUGUUCCAGUGGCGCUGCUUUCGAUGUCUAAGACGAGGAAAGGACGAUCUUGAUGAUAUUUCCCUACUUAAGUGAGAGAUCUGUGCUCUUCCUCCCAAGCCCACCAAAUUGGAGUCACCCACGUUAUAGUUUGUUCUCGGAAUCUGUUCAAGGAGAUUCGGGCAACAUUGCUCUGACGACUUCUACACAAGACUCCAAAAUCAGGAGGCCAUAAGAAACCUAUGGGUACAAGGAACCCUGCUAACCAUGGUGGUUUAUAUAUCAGCCUUACAGUGACCAAGCAAACAAAUGGAACUGAAAUACUGAACUAAAGACUAACACCACAGAGCUUUUAAAACACAAAGCCAUAUUGAGGAGAAAUAGGACAUGUGUAGUUUGGGGUCAGUUUUAAGGAUGACAGUACUGGGAGGCGUUGAUUUUGAGCUUUUACUAAUGAACCGACCGAUCCAGCAAGAAUGGAACUUUUUUUAGAUGUAUUCUCAUAAUGGAGAAUAAUGAAUGUUACAAGAGAGUAUGGGAAAGUGCUUGUUUGUGACCAGUAUCUUGGGUGUAGCUGUGAUUACCAAAAAAAAAAAAAAAAAAGUAAUUGGUCCAUCUCUGGGUAUAGAUCUGAUAUUCUUGUCCAAGAACAGGACGACGGUAUAGAGCUUGUAUACAGCAGUAUGCUACGUUCCCACAAGUGAUAAAGGGUUAAUAAUUAGUGCCCAUCUAAGCAGAAUUACUUGUGUUAGUCCCAGUAGGGCUGCAAAGGAUUAUGGACCAAAAAGGCUGCUUUUAACAAGGUAUGUGUUAAGUACAGACUGAUGUUUGGGUUAAAAUGAAAUUAAUUAAACGCAAUUAAAAAGAAGCCGCACCAGUUAUAUAAUUUCCUGCACAGUGCAAACAGUAGUCACAGGACCUAGAACACAAUUGGACUGACGAGGGGAACACAGGGUAUGAGUACUAAUGAUGAGAUAUUCAUAUAAUGACCUUAGAACUUAAUAUCCAGUAAAAACUUCAAAAUAAUGGUAUUGGUACUUGGGGUUCUAGUUUUGGGAAAAUCAUACAUCAGCAGCUGCGUAUUGAAUAAUUGAAAAAUGCAGCAGUCCGAGCCCAAGCUCAUUUCCUACAACUUCCAUUGAAAUCAGAGUCUAACCCGUAAGCCUUUAACAUUCCUGUUUCAAAGUUCUGGGCAAUCAGCAGACAAAUACUACUGGUUUACAUAAUCACUGCACCACGAUUAGACGUACGCUGCACCAUUGUUUUGUAGAAAUAAUUCAACAAUUCAUAGUACGGUUCUGAACAUAAAUUGAACACGAGGAAAAUCUAGAAAACUGAAAAUAAUUUAAAGAAACAAUACACCAUUAUCUCUAGUACAACUUUAUUUGUUGUGGUUAUGUUGCAAGCAGUUUGUUGCAGUCCACCUGUUUUUGUUUGUUAAAGCCUCUUUAGCAAAUUUGGAUACAAUUACACAAAUAAUGUGAACGUGAAGCUUCUGUAUAUUAUCUCGGUGCCGGAAGAGGGCUCAGUUUUGGGUGCCGAGACAGCCCUGGCUUUUCUUAAGCCACUUGAAAACAGAAGGACUGCGCUGUGCUUAGAGUGGCCCUUUAAGAAAUGUAUCCUUUGUAUUACACUUGAAAAAAAAAAAAGACAAUUCCUAAGCAUUAGCAGGAACUGUUUUCUAUACUUAGGGUUUAAGGAAACGGAAUGGCACUAAUGAAGGUACCUUGUAUUUGGGUGGAUGGGGGUGAUUAAAUACUUUAUAAGCUAACUGUUCAACAGAUUACAGAGGUUUCAUUUUUCAGUGCCGUAUCACUGACUGAAAAUCUAAGUUUCAUAUUUGGUCUGUUCUUUGUUUUGAAGGACAUUAUAAUCAUUGUGGGGCAGUUCUACAAGUAGGGGUAUAGUAGAAAUGAUUGCAGUGGGUUAAAGGGACACUACGGGCACCAAUACUACUUUAAUGUAUUUGACAGGUUUUUGCUUCAUUUAUAUGUUGUAUAUUUUGCAUGCACAAAUCUUUAUAGUUUUUGCAUAAAAUAUAGGUUUUGCAGGAUGCUGCACCAUCAGUCUACAUGUUCACACCCCUUACUCUAGAAAUAGACUACCUUAACAAAUAUAUGUACACAGCUCAGCCAGUGACAGCAGUGAAUGAUCUGAACAUUAAAACCUGCAUUAGAAGGAAGACACAGAAGGAGACAUAUAGCAAGGAUAUCACUACUUGUUUGUAGUUUCUCUGACUGUCUGCAGCGAGAUUGUGAAUUGAAAACAGCUCACAUGCGAUGGUUAAGGGAGUUUUUUCUGGCAUGAGUGAACGUGGCCAAGGAGGCAGGCUUGUGGUGUAGCAUUCUGCAAAACAUUUAUUUAUUUUGUGAAACAUUUGAGCAUGCAAAAAAAAAAAAAAAAAUCUAUUAAAUGCAUAAAAGCUGUAUUGGUGUCCCUUUAACCCCUUAAGGACCAAACUUCUGGAAUAAAGGGGAAUCAUGACAUGUCACACGUGUCAUGUGU
Messenger RNA from Pelobates fuscus (common spadefoot toad), 4340 nucleotides. RefSeq names its product beta-secretase 1 (gene BACE1). The transcript has 9 exons. Gene Ontology annotation, biological process: amyloid-beta metabolic process; membrane protein ectodomain proteolysis. Bases 429 to 1931 code for a protein of 500 amino acids. Lineage: Eukaryota; Metazoa; Chordata; Amphibia; Anura; Pelobatidae. Gene Ontology annotation, cellular component: endosome; plasma membrane; trans-Golgi network. Gene Ontology annotation, molecular function: aspartic-type endopeptidase activity. The record is from RefSeq and is a predicted model, not a curated record.